Molecule: messenger RNA, 1125 nt
Organism: Chenopodium quinoa (quinoa)
Lineage: Eukaryota; Viridiplantae; Streptophyta; Magnoliopsida; Caryophyllales; Amaranthaceae
Exons: 1
Coding region: 1-1125 (374 amino acids)
Source: RefSeq, a predicted model, not a curated record
AUGGAGGGGAAUCCUCCUUCCGCUUCUGUCACAGUCCCUUUGGCUAGUACAUCUAUUCACUCAAAUGAUAAUUCUAGCUCUCCUUUAAGCUUUAGGGAGGUGGUAGCUACUUUCUCGGAGUGGUUUGACCAAGCCCGUAAAAUUGUAUUUGCAGCGAAAGAAUGGGAUGAUUCAGAGGAUAUUGCUCCUGAUGGCAAUUUAGCAGUGCAAUUUAGUAAGGAAACUUUGUCUAAAUUGAGGCAACCAUGGUCAAUGACUCUCAUGGGCAAGGUUGUGGGUAUUUCUGUUCGUCAGGAGUUCAUGGCGAAAAGGGCUCAAAUCAUGUGGAAAAUCCGGGGUAAUUUGGAAACAAUUGAUUUGGGUAAAAGCAUCUUUUUGUUUAGAUUUUCCCUACAAGACGAUUAUGAGCGGGCUUUAUUUGGUGGUCCAUGGUUUAUCUUUGAUCACUACUUGAUGAUUACUCAAUGGAGACCAAAUUUUCGCCCUCAUCAAUCUCAAUUUGAGACAAUGGCUGUUUGGAUUCGUUUUCCGGAGUUGCCAGUUGAAUACUAUGAAAAAUCAGCUCUGUUUGAGAUUGCGCGUGUAGUAGCAAAGCCAAUUCGGGUGGAUUAUUCGACGGAUCGUAUUACUAGAGGGAGAUAUGCCCGUGUUUGUGUUGAAAUUGAUCUCAAUUUGCCCCUAAUUACGAAAGUAUGGUUCGGUCAUGAGAUUGCGCAAUGCAUUCAUGGAGGUGGCAACAGGGGCAAGCAACAGCAUUCUCUGUCUAAUGUGGGGGAAUGUUCACAUAAGUCAUCUUUUGGUUUGACAGAUGGUAGUGACAGAGUUGGACCGCUUGCAGGUUUUUCUGAAUUGGGUCAAUCUUCUAAAGUACAGGACUCCAAUGGUAUCGUUAUUGGGUCGGCCCAAGGUUUACAACUUGAGAUGGAUAAUAGUUCAGAAGAUUCAUAUGGUCCAUGGACUAUGGUUACUAAUAGAAGGAAACCGAGAAAAAACAUAGUGAUUUCCAAUGUGACUUCUUCUAAGGUUAUUUCCACCAAAACGAAUCGUAUUGAGCAAAAAGAAGCCAAUCAACUUCUAAAUGGCAAAAGAAAGCUUCUGGAGCUUUUUCCCAAAACAAACCUUUAA